Messenger RNA from Ilyonectria robusta, 942 nucleotides. Its product is annotated as FluG domain-containing protein. Lineage: Eukaryota; Fungi; Ascomycota; Sordariomycetes; Hypocreales; Nectriaceae. The transcript has a single exon. The record is from RefSeq and is a predicted model, not a curated record. The annotation marks the transcript as partial.
AUGAUGCGCCACGACCCUCAGUUUGUGACAUUCCACCACGCCUACCUCAAUGAGAUCGCCACCUUCGACCUCCAGAACGCUUUCCUCGAGGAAGAGAAGGAGAGUCAGCUAUUUCGACUGUUCGCGCACGUGAGUCUCACCCGUGAUCCUCGAGCCACCUCAGACAUGGUACCCGAGGAAGUGUGGGCCAACUUGUCGCCGGACCCCGAGAUUGUCGAGCUCGAAGAACAACGCGCGCAGCUCAAGCAGGGCAAAUAUCGAAUCGAGGGCCAUGAAAAUGAGAACAAGAUUCGGAAGCUUAUUCAUGAAAUCUGCUCGAAGCGUGCGCAGCAUGAAAAGCAGGUCGUCAAAGAAUACCGCGAGGAUUAUUUUUACAACCGUCCCACUUGGGACAUUGAAAGGCAGGCACGGGGGGAAGAAGAGGAGGAGUACGUGGAGCCUGUCAUCGAUGUCGCCAUCCCAGAACGCGCGAGACUGGCCGAGAUUCUCUGCCACCAGCCUGACGACUUGACUGAAGAUGAGAUCUCCCAGCGAAGGAUUGAGGCCAUCAAUCUGAUGGUGGCUCUCUGCGACAAGAGGGAGACGGUCAAGCGCAACCGCAUCCAGCUCAGGGUUAAAGCCUGCCUGCCCAUCAAGACAGAGCCACUCGAAGCCGGAAUCGAACCUUUGCCCAGCCCCGAUCGAUUCCCUCUCCUCAUGCAUGCAGCACAAUGUCCCGACUGCAUCGGUGAUAAGCGACUGUCUCGUGACGAGCGUGCCUUUACUUAUUGCCGUCCCAUUGUCAUGAACGACCACUUUGAUGACCAGCAUCUGGUCGCGCGGGAGCGGGUCGAGCAAGGUGGUGAAAAGAUUCGGUGUGAGCAUCCCAAGUGCAAAGACCUCAAACUGCAACACUUAGACCACUUCCGGAGCCAUGUUCAGAGGAUCCAUGGUGUCACGCUG